UCAUUACACGUACGCCUUAUUAAACAUGAAGUGACAUCCGAGGAGCCGCGAUCGGUGGGUGAUAAUUGUUAUAUUCUUAGAAAAAAAUGAUGUGAAUUUCGAUCAGGAAUACUUUUAAAAAUGGCUGGGAGUAUUCACGAGGGCCCCGAGUUCGGGGUAGGGGACUUCGUCCUCCUUCAUGACCUAACACUGGAUGCAUUUAUGGAAAAUUUAAAACUAAGAUACUCAAAGAACAAGAUUUACACGUACAUUGGAGAGGUGGUGGUGUCUGUCAACCCUUACAAGACGGUCAACAUCUACGACCAGACCUAUGUGGACGAGUACAAGGGCCGCGAGAUCUACGAGAGGCCGCCACACAUCUUCGCGGUGGCUGACUCGGCGUAUAAAACGAUGAAGAGACAAAGCCGCGACACCUGUAUUGUCAUCUCAGGUGAAUCAGGGGCAGGGAAAACAGAGGCCUCCAAAAUCAUUAUGAGGUACAUUGCCGCGGUAACCAAUGUGGGCGGCCAGAAGGAAGUCGAGAGUCAAAAUGAAAUAGAAAGAGUGAAGGAUGUCUUGGUCAAAUCCAAUGUAAUUCUGGAGGCAUUUGGAAAUGCUAAAACAAACAGGAACGAUAACUCUAGUCGGUUUGGAAAAUACAUGGACAUCAAUUUCGACUUUAAAGGGGAUCCAAUCGGAGGGCAUAUUAAUAACUACUUGUUGGAAAAGUCCCGUGUUGUCCACCAGCAGACAGGCGAGAGGAACUUCCACUCGUUUUACCAGCUGCUAUAUGGCGCCAAGGAUGAAAAAUUAAAAGAGUACAAACUGGUCCGUGACCCAGGGAAGUACUUUUAUGUGAACCAGGGAGGGGAUCCAAAGGGAAAUCCAGGCAAGUGUGCCACGGUCCACGACCGGGAUGAUUACCGCUCCGUGAUGAACGCUCUCAAGGUCAUGGGCUUCUCCUUCGCUCACGCUGAGGCUCUCUGGAAAAUCGUAGCAGCUAUCUUGCAUUUGGGUAACAUGGACUAUGUGGCCGCUGACGAUCACGAUCACGCUGGAGUGUCUGACGAGAAGUUGCUAGGGAACAUUGCUGAGUUGUUGUCGGUUACCAAGGAGAAUCUGAGGAAAGCCUUGUGUUCGCGGGUCAUCGCUGCAGGGGGUCAGGUCGUAGAGAAACAGCUGACAGUGUCUGAUGCUGUUUAUGCCCGCGAUGCCUUCGCCAAGGCAAUGUAUGACCGAAUGUUCACCUGGAUCGUUGGUAAAACCAAUGAAGCCAUUGAUCCAAAGGCCAGCGGAAUCGCGUAUGUCGGCAAAAACACAGUCAUAGGAGUGUUAGAUAUCUAUGGAUUCGAAAUCUUUGAUAACAACAGUUUUGAGCAGUUGUGCAUCAACUACUGUAACGAGAAGCUGCAGCAGCUGUUCAUUGAACUGGUUCUCAAGCAGGAGCAGGAGGAGUACCAGCGCGAGGGCAUCCAAUGGCAGCACAUCGACUACUUCAACAACAAAAUCAUCGUCGACCUGAUCGAGGCCCAACACAAGGGGGUGCUGGCCAUCCUCGACGAAGCGUGUCUGAGCGUCGGAAAGGUCACCGAUGAGAUGUUCCUGACAGCCAUGGCACAGAAGCUGGCAAAGCAUGAACACUUCACUUGUCGAUCGCUGAACCCAUCAGACAAGACGUUAGAGCAUGCCAGGGAUUUCAGAAUCAAGCAUUACGCUGGUCAGGUCACAUACCAGGUGCCCGGGUUCAUUGACAAAAACAGGGACUCACUGUUCCAAGACUUCAAGAGACUUCUCUAUAACAGUGAGGAGGAUAUCCUGCAGCUGAUGUGGCCUGAGGGUGCCCAGAACAUUACAGAGACCACCAAGCGACCAAUCACAGCUGGCACCAACUUCAAGAACUCCAUCAUAGCUCUGGUCGACAACCUGGCAACCAAGGAACCUCACUAUGUGCGGUGCAUCAAGCCAAACGAGAUCAAAUCCCCGAGCGCGUUCAACGACGAGCGAGUACGACAUCAAGUGAGUUACCUGGGGCUAAUGGAGAAUGUCCGCGUCCGACGUGCUGGCUUCGCCUUCAGGAUCUCAUAUGUCAGGUUCCUCCAAAGGUACAAGUGCACCACCCCCCACACCUGGCCGACCUUUGCGGGGACAGACAUUGACGGCUGUAAGAGGAUCCUCCAGGUCCUGGGUCAUGAGGGGGAUGUCAAGUACGGGAAAUCCAAGGUCUUUAUCCGCUCCCCACAAACCCUCUUCUCCAUCGAGGAAACUAGGUCACAGAAGAUCCCCACCAUUGUCCUGUUUCUGCAGAAGAUGUGGCGUGGGGGCAAUGCCAGAAGAAGGGCCAAAAAGAUGAGGGCAAUAUACCUGAUUAUGAACCGCUUCAAGAAAUACAAGAUAAGACAGUACAUCAAGAAUCUGGUGGACAAAUUCAGGAAUGUAAAACAAAUGAGGGAUUAUGGGAAGAGUGUGGAAUGGCCACGCCCACCAUCCAGGCUACAGGGGCUUUUCCAACUUUUACAGAAAGUUCAUGGAAGAUGGAGAGCAAACAUGAUUCUGAAGGACGUCCCAAAGCCGGAAUGGCCCAUGCUGAGAUUAAAGGUCUUGGCGGCAGCAGCCAUCGGGGGUCGAAGGUCAGACUGGGGCUCUCGCAGGAAGUGGGAAGGAAAUUACCUUGCAAUGUCCAAGGAUAACAGCAACACGGCUGAUUUUGUGACGAAGAUGAACUCCCUGAAAUCGCACGAUCAAUUCUCCAAGGUCUUGUUCUCUUGCCAUGUCAAAAAGUUCAACAAGAACAAUAAGCCUGCUGAUCGCGCCAUUGUUAUCACAGACAAGUUGAUCUACAAAUUGGAUCCCAAGAAAAAGUACAAAGCAAUGAAAAAAGGGAUCCCUAUAUCAAUGGUAACUGGAGUGUCCUUGACCCCGGGCAGUGAUCAGCUGGUGAUCAUCCACCUCUCCGAUGAGAACGACCUAGUUCUCUGUCUACAGAACCUCACCAGGGAGGAGAGGGUGGGUGAGGUGUUGGGCACCCUGUGUAGUCACUGUCAGAGGAUGGGCAGAGAGAUAAAGGUAACCAUCAAUAAACCAGUGCAUUGCAUGCUGGGAAGCAAAAGGCGUACAGUUAUAGUGCGACCGACUGCAGUGAAUGGAGGAGCCACAUUUAAGAAGGAGGGAAAUGACAUUGCUUUGAUGUGGCCAGAGUCCUAAUGAUAACCACUUUGUUACACUUGGGGUCAAACAUCCUGGGGUGAAUCAUCCUGGGGGUGAAACAUCCUGGAGGUUCACAUUCUCAAGGUUCCUGGGUUAUGGAUAGUCACCAUAUAUUCCACUCACUUCCCUUCAUCCUAUCAGAGGGCUAUUAUCUUAACAUGGAUCUAUGGGUAGAAAUCUGGAUAGAACUCCGACCUUUGUUACAGUACAGUUUUGAUGCAGUACGCUGAUGGAUAAUUACAUGUAUAUCGGGUCACAAACAAAAAAAAACUUGCUUGACAAUGAAACAAUGAAGAUACACAUCAGUGGUUCAGAAUAGUUGAUCUUUAUCAAACCAGUGGUAUAAGAUGAAACCAAGUUUAGAAAUCAUGUGUAAAUGGUCGGGAUCCUAGUAUAUUGGAGACCACUAUAAUUCAUUGAUCUAUGUAGAUACAAGUUGAUGUCUAUUCCAGGCAUUACUUGUAAGUUUUUGUAAGUUCUAAGUAAACCAAAGAGUGACUCCUACAAUAUAGGGGCAGAUGUGCAGCUUCUAAUUUACUAUCAACACUUGUCUGUAUUUUCUGAGUAUGUUCUAUUCUUCCUUCACAUGUUGACAUAAAUUUACCUUUAAAACAGCUGGAAAUAUUGGGGUUUUUUUUCUCAAAAUGAUUAUAUCAGAACUAUCUUGAUUGAGGAAUGUUUUUGAGCAAGAACAGUGCUUGAUACAUAUGCAUGUUACAAUCAAUACUAUGUGUGAUGUGAAAGAAUAUUUUAAGAUUAAGAUUUUAUAUUUGUUUAUUUAAGAUUUCUCCUAUUGGUAUUAUAUAUAGGUGUUCUAUGUUAUGUAUAUGUAAUUCAUUUUUACAAUCAAAUAUUCUAUGUUAAUUUGAAAUCACAUUUUUUUGCAGAAAUCCUAAAUAAGAUUAAGUGUUAAGAGCACAAUCUAAUGUAAGCCACUGAUUCAGUGUUACUGUACACAUUUUGUUGACAUAUAUCUACAUUUGUCUUAUUUAUUUACACAUUGAUUCCAUAUGAAGACACCCUCUGGGUUAUGAUGAUGUUAAUACAGUCAGGGGAAGGCUGCUUUACUUGCUGUAACACCUUUAAGUCAAACACCUAUCUAUAUCUUAAUUUCACAUGUGAACACACCUUGAAUGUGAACACACCUUGAACUUUGAGCUUUUGUUGAAAGAGUAGGAUUGUAUGAUAGGUAAUUUUUGCACCUUAAUUGGGAAAUGAUUCUAUCGAAGAAUUUCAGGAUCUGAUAAUCUGCUAUUUCAUUAGAUAUAUUGUUUGAGUCUUAUAUUGAUCAGUGCUGGGUUAUCUUCCCUUGCAAUGAGAGGGUGGCUAACUGUACUGUUAUUAUAUAUGUUUAUAUAGAUAUAUUUAUAAUUAUACAUUUAGCAAACUAAUCAUCUAUUUUUUGCAUUUUUAUCACAAUGUACAAAAAGACAUGUAGUUAUGAUGCAUUUUUUCAUCUCGUCUUUGAUGCAUAUUUUGAUCUGUUUUUCUGCUUUGCUAUUGUUUUCCACCAUAUUGUUGACUGCUUUGAUCUGUGAAUGCUGCAUAUCCAUUCCAUUUAUUCUAUGUCAAUCUGAUAGCAGUUUCUGCUGAGUUGCAUACAGAGAGUUUUUUUUCUCUUCAGGGAAGUUGGGAGUGGAAUUAAUGUAUUUACGUCUGAAAUUGCUUCUAAAUUUUUUGGCAUUGUUGCUCGAUCGAUUCAAAGGAAAAUAUUCCUGAGGGAAUUAUCAACUAAUGGCAAAUGCCUAUCCCGCUCUCAAUGUGACUGCAGGAACUGUCAGAUAUGCUGUUGGAUUUUUUUGUGCUUUAUUUGUUAUUUGUUGAUGGAUUUUAUAAAGGUUAUUUUCUAUUGUACAGUUAUAUGUCUAUACAGAGUAGAACUGCGGCAUAUUUUUGAUGCAUUUUGUUACAUCGCUGCCUUGUUGAACAAGUUCUGGGGGGCUUGUCUCCCAUGGUUCCCCCUUGCCUCCAAUAAUUCCCUGCGUGCUGUGAUGAAUGGAGUUUUGCCGCCCGCAUUUCCUCUGAUAUCCUGCUGUGAAAUGUCUGAUGUUGUUAAAAGAUCUGUAGCCUGAAGGUGCCAUGUAAAUAUCACUCUUUUUUAAAUAGCAUAAAUGGCGGGAAUUCUAACAGAUUUAAAAGUGAAAAGACGAUUAUUCUUUUCUAAAGGCUUAUUCAUCUGUUUGAGCUUAAUCAGAUUUAUGGCAAUGCUAUUUUUUUUAUAGAUUUUAUUUUAAACGAAUUAAUAGGUUACAAAUUAGUUUGUUAAUAGGAUUGAACUUUAUAUUAUUCAACCCAACAAGCAAUUUUUGCUUUAAUAAUUAUAUUCAUUUUCAUUUUAUUUCAAUCCAAAUCCAUCUGACUUGUUCCUCAUUUUUGAAAUAGAGUAUCAUGAAAAAUGCAUUUAAGGAAAGAUUCAGACAGAUAUAGAGUCACCAAAACCACCAUGAUCUCAACCAGUAUUCAACCAUCUGUUGUUUUUUACCAGUAUUUGUGUGUUAAGGAAUCUGGAAUGUCAAUAAAUAAACCAUCAGAUUUACCAAAAAAAUUUAAAUGAUAUUUAUGGCAUAAACUUUUUAUCAGUAAAGAAAAAAUCCAAACUAAAAAAUAUUUAGAUUAUUUUUUUCUGUAUCUUCAUACAGAGAUCUAGAUCUUCAUCUUAAGGAGGUUGAUACAAUCUAUAAAUGGCCUUACAAUCAUCCCUAUUAAUCAAUCAGAGCAAGUCAUGGCUGGGUUCUUUGACCCUCUAGCCUGUCUAGUAGAGGCACAUUAUCCAUAGAGAAAUUUUUUGUUUACAUUUUGUUUAAUAUAUUGGCAAAAAUCAGUGCUGUACUUUUUGGUCUCCUUCAUACUUGGGAUUUUGCAGAACUUGUAUAUCUGCUUGUAUGUAUUGGAAGUUAAGGCUUCAAUACUGCAUCUGCUGUGAAUGUAUACAUGUAUUAACCACAUGCUUGCCUUGAAGUAGAUUUAUCCUUAGGGUUUAUUACAAUAGAAAAAAGGAAAAAAGACAUUAAAGGAUAGGAAUUUUAGACAUAAUGAUUAGAAAUGAGUAUUGAGGGAAAAAAGGAAUUUGGUUAAUUUGUAUGUCUCUAUAUAGAAGAAGAAAGUUUAAACUGCACACAUGUAUAUAGGAAAGUACGUGAAGACACCAUGAUUUUUAUAACUCCUAUUCUGAGAGUCCUUUGUUUUGAAAGAAAGGCGAUAAUAAUUACUUUUGUUUAUAUUUUUGGACAUACAUUUAUGAUAUUGUAAAAAAUAAAAUUUUACUUUUUUAGAUUUUAAAGAAAUCGAUUUUCUUGUACCUUGUACCAAUUGUAUAUACAUGUUCUAUGUAUUAAAAUCUGUAGCUUAAUUCACAUAUCAAAUGCAGUGCCUAAUUUUUCUAUAUACCGUAUGUCAAUUCUGGUACUAGCACUUGUACCCACUGUUUCAUAUAAUAUUUACUUAUAAGUACAUUUAUUAUUGUGGACAAAGUAUACGAUAUACAUACCUUUUUAAUGUAUCCGCUACGUUGAAUCUUUCUAAUAAAAGGAGAAGGAUCUAAAUGAAA
Messenger RNA from Magallana angulata, 6730 nucleotides. RefSeq names its product unconventional myosin-Id-like. The record is from RefSeq and is a predicted model, not a curated record. The transcript is spliced from 23 exons. NCBI's taxonomy places the organism in Eukaryota, Metazoa, Mollusca, Bivalvia, Ostreida, Ostreidae. The coding region runs from base 121 to 3180 and encodes 1019 amino acids. Gene Ontology annotation, cellular component: vesicle; myosin complex; cytoplasm. Gene Ontology annotation, biological process: actin filament organization; vesicle transport along actin filament. Gene Ontology annotation, molecular function: microfilament motor activity; ATP binding; actin filament binding.